Molecule: messenger RNA, 633 nt
Organism: Cyclospora cayetanensis
Lineage: Eukaryota; Apicomplexa; Conoidasida; Eucoccidiorida; Eimeriidae
Exons: 3
Coding region: 1-633 (210 amino acids)
Source: RefSeq, a predicted model, not a curated record
AUGGCAAAAAGUCUCCUUUCCAUCCAAUGCAUGCAAUCUCUGAGAUGUACCCAAUCGUGGGCGUCUUCUGUAGACUGGCGGCAGCGAGAGUCAGAGAUACGGGAAAUGAUUGCAAGCAUCGCUCACAAGAUUAACAAGCUACAAGCAUGGGAGAUUCGUAGACGAUUGGCACGUUCCAACAGGGAUCACCAGAAAAAACGCAGCCUCCAUCUGGCAUUCCGCCAUUCGAAACGGGCGGCAUCGCUUUCAAAUGCUGAAGUGUACAUGGAUGAGGAAUCAGCAACUCAUGUAGAGGCUGAAGCUCAUUUUGGGGAGCUUGACAGUGCACGUCAAUACUCAGAACUACACAGAGAGGCAAAUGAUACACCACACUUGCACCUCCUCCUGAUCUACUCAUUGACUGUCCUUCCAGGCCUGGGAGACCUAGGGUAUGCAAUGGAUGUGGAAAUGGCAGCGGUACCUACCAACUGCAGAGAAGACGAUGACGCACAGACGACCUCUGAAGUUCUUGCACUAGGCGUCGACACUGUUGAGCAGUAUCUCAGUUCCCUCCUGCUGACGGCCGACAGAUAUCUAGAGCGCGCCAAGAGUCAGCGAAUGGAAAAAAUUCGGGAACGGAUAUUAAGGCCAUAA